Pezoporus occidentalis (night parrot) is the source of this 5145-nucleotide messenger RNA. RefSeq names its product TIMP metallopeptidase inhibitor 3 (gene TIMP3). Bases 171 to 809 code for a protein of 212 amino acids. Gene Ontology annotation, molecular function: protease binding; metalloendopeptidase inhibitor activity. NCBI's taxonomy places the organism in Eukaryota, Metazoa, Chordata, Aves, Psittaciformes, Psittacidae. The record is from RefSeq and is a predicted model, not a curated record. The transcript has 5 exons. Gene Ontology annotation, cellular component: extracellular matrix. Gene Ontology annotation, biological process: negative regulation of endopeptidase activity; response to cytokine; response to hormone.
AGCUAAGGCUGUACUGCUGAGGCCGGCGGGACAGAGGGGUAGUGUGAGGAGGCAGGCAGGCAGGCGGUCACAGCGCACGGGGUGUUAGGAGGUGAGAGUAAAGUGAGGCGAAGAGAAGCGCGGCUGCCUUCCUGCUCCGCACAAGUGAGGAGGCACCCCGGGGGGGCAACAUGACGGCGUGGCUGAGCUUCCUCGUCGUGUUUCUCUGCAGCUGGAGCCUGCGGGACUUGGUGGUGGAGGCUUGCACUUGCGUCCCCAUCCACCCGCAGGACGCGUUCUGCAACUCCGACAUCGUGAUCCGAGCUAAAGUUGUGGGGAAGAAGCUUAUGAAAGAUGGACCAUUUGGAACAAUGCGGUACACAGUCAAGCAGAUGAAGAUGUACAGGGGCUUUCAGAUAAUGCCACAUGUUCAGUACAUCUACACAGAAGCCUCUGAGAGUCUUUGUGGAGUCAAGCUGGAGGUCAACAAGUACCAGUAUCUAAUUACAGGCCGUGUGUAUGAAGGGAAGGUUUACACUGGCCUGUGCAACUGGUAUGAGAAAUGGGACCGGCUGACUCUGUCCCAGCGUAAAGGACUGAAUCAUCGUUAUCAUCUGGGUUGUGGAUGCAAGAUUAGGCCCUGCUACUAUUUGCCCUGCUUUGCAACCUCCAAGAAUGAGUGCAUUUGGACAGACAUGCUCUCCAACUUCGGCCACUCGGGAUACCAAGCGAAGCACUAUGCCUGCAUCCAGAGGGUGGAAGGUUACUGCAGCUGGUACAGAGGAUGGGCGCCUCCGGAUAAAACGAUAAUCAAUGCCACAGAUCCCUGAGCACGCUAUCCCUUCCUUAUCUCCCCUCUCCCUUACUUGUGGCUGAUCUUCCUUUGGACACUAACUCUUACCAGAUCAUGAUGAUGACAAUGAAAUUAGUGCCUGUUUUCAUGCAAAUUUUAGCACUUCGAACACUUAAAAAAAAAAAAAAGGAAAAAAAAAAGAAAAGAAAAAAUGUCUGUGCUACCUUACUGAAUUUGUAGUCACCUUUUCCAUUUUUUGAUACCACUCAUUUUGAUCAGAUGACAUUUGGGAGCUUACUUUUGCACACCAGAGGGAAAACGGGAGGGAAAAAUAAAAGGCAAAAAAGCAAAAAAAAAAAAAAGCAAAAAGCUGGAGCUCUUGCUCUCUUACACGUAUCAUUAGCUGUAGCAAUAUAAUCUCUAUUUUUUUAGGAAAACAAAAAUCUAAAAACUAUGCCAGUUAGGCACUAUAUUCUUCUAUGCGCUGGCUUCCCAUCACCCCUCCUCAUGUGCUAAGUGCUGAAAAUACGUAGACAAAUCUAUUUGAAGGAAAACAGGAUCCAUUAAUCAGAUUGGCAAAUGAAGCAAACUGAAAAGAAACCCAGCCUAAACUGUGGAAAAAAUGACAUCCAGAAAAAUCCUCCUCUAUGGGAGAGAUUGGCAAUGUGAUUGACUCCAGCAGUGGGAGAAUUCACCUGGUGUCUGACAGCAUCAUCUGGUAAAAGCAUUGUGGACUGAUUGUCCUAGCUCAUUCAGUCACAGUGUGGAUGCAACAGCACAUUUAAAGUUCUGGCUUUCUCCAGAACAAAAGAAAGAGUAUUUUGUAUUUUUGUUGCUGUUUAAAAAACAAAAGCCCCAUCCCUAUUUUCAGGGAGGUAAAUCUGCCUACAGCAGAACAGAUGAAGUGCUGUGCCAUCCUGUUUUGAGCAGCAUUGGCCCCUGAAUUUUUUGCAGCUUAGCUUCUACAGCAAAACCAGCUUGUGAACACCUUCAACCAAACAGAUGCAAAAUGCCAACUGUAAAUCAAUCACAUAGAAGAGGGAAAGGGGAGACUUGCUAGAGCUCUUACUAUUAAAAACAAAAGAAGUCUAUUGCCAAAAUAGUGUUUUGCUGAACUAAGAUGUAUAUACACAUAAUGACAUAAGCUAUUUUUGACAGGACAUGGAAUUUUUUUGGCGUUGUAAACAAAAGAAUGGUUUGAUUGUGUUUUAAAGACAGAAAUAUUGACAUUCCGAGUCAGUGAGUUGUUUUUAAGAUAAUUGAAGCUCCAGUGUAUCUGCAGUAGUGGCUACAGUCAUUGUUUCCUCUGUACCUCCCUGCGCCACAGUUCCUCCCCUGCAGCUACACUAGCUGCAUCUGUUUAUAUAGUGAAAGGAAGUGGGUGAGGCACUACGCAAGGAAAAGUGGUCUCCUAAUAAGUGCUGGCUGGGAUCAUAAAAUCUCAGCUGCCCAGAGGAUUCCUUCUGUGUCAAGUGCUGUGUUUCCCUCUAGGCACCGUUAAGCAUAGCUCUCUGCAUGUGCUCAUACCAUGUCCUGCAGUGAUGUGGGAGGAGGAGCCUUACUGUCUUGUGCUUUGCUGUUGACUGGAGAAGUUUUUUUCGUUCUAUUUUGUUUUUUAUUAAGAAAACUAUAAUAUAAUUUUUCUUAUCAAAUAAAAGUAUUUUAAGUUUUAAUGAUGGUGAAGAAGGGGUGCUGACGAAAUGGGUGACUUGAGUUUUGGAUGGGGAGGGCUUGGGCAGGGAGAAGAUUAUGCUUAACUUCAUUUUUGUAUUAUUAUGAUUAUUUAUCUUAAGUUUCCAUAUAUCUUCAGUUCAUUCCACUUAGAAAGCAGAGCUGCCACCAGCAGGAAAAAGCAUUGCAGUGAUUCUAGCUCAAGGCAAUACAACAUUUUAGAGUCAGUGACCUCAAUUACUGGGGAGUUGUUUGGGACCUCUUUGCCAGAAGGAAAAGAAGGGGUGUCUGAGAUGGGCCUUGAUGCAGUUUAAUGUUCCUACAUCCUCUGAAAUGCCCCAUUUACUAGAGAUGAUUGUUGCAGGAAAAAGCAUGUAGCUUCAUGUUUGACAUGAACUUUAAAGGGCAUUUUCAAAGAGUUGGUGUAAGAGGUGCCUAGAUCUGCUGUGUGUUUUUUGUUUCAAGCUGCUUAGUGGCAACACAGCACCAUACACAUUGAAAGUGUUGGAUUUUCCUGUGCUUCAGGCUUGGAACACUUUUCAGAAGUCCUCUUCCCAGUGACUACUCCUAAAUUGCAUAGGAUCAUGUUGUGGGUCAGAAUGUCGCCUCUUUUGGCAGAGUACAAGCCUGGGCUUUGGUCAUAAUGGGACAAUCUCUGUUCAAGCUGUGCACAGCUGACAAAAUCUCUGAGAGUCACUGAGGACGGAGUGGAGUCACCCUCACUGUUUGCAUCGUGUGGAGUCAGCAUCGCCAGAGAUGGCCAUCCCCAGGCUCAAGAUGACAUUGCAAAGCUGACGUCUCUUUGAGCUGCAGCCACCUUUCAUGGCUUUGGAAGGCUAAAUGAAAAUGCCCCUCGGUGCAGUGAAGUGUUGAUUUGAAUUUUCAUUAUACUGCAGCUCUGCAUAUUUUACCUAUCACUGAUCCAUUUAGCUAAGCUGAGACAUCACAGUAUUGCACUCAAAUUAUUGUGAGAAUAUUUGCAUUCUAGUACUAAGAGGACAUGUGUCCCUAAGUAGGAUAUAAUAUAGCUAUGUGCUUUGUGAACAACAAACCAGCAGAUGCAUUACCAGAAAAUGAAGUGUAUUCCCAUUUUAUAUUGCAGAUGGUGAAAUAUUUCUGAGAUGCAGACAGCUAGAACAGCAGGGGUAGGGAUUUGGUAGCAAAUCUUUCCCCUUGCUGUGUAAAGAAACAGUUGCUAAGGCUUUUAAAAAUGUGGAGCCAAAAGGAGGGGGGAGAAUCCAGUAAAAAUACAUUUCUUUUGGGAGGCUUCUUGAUUUUGUUUCUGUGCAUGCUAUCAGGGACAUCGGUUUCUUGGGCUAAGCUUUAGAUUGUGCUUCUGUUAAGAAUCUGAAUGAAGGCUCCCUUGAAAUGGGAUGGGGCCUUUAAAUGGAUUGAAGAGGCUCUAAAUCAGACUCAAAGACUUCUUCCUUUCUAUCUGCUCUCCUUUUUUCUGUCUUGCUAAGUCACUUCUGCCUGCCAAUGGACAAAACUCUGUCCCUCCUUACAGCGGACCAUGCAAUAUGCGGGAACACGAGGCAUGGUGAUGUGAGGAGGCAGGUGUGAAGUUCUCCCCAAACUGUUAGGCUGUGGGGCAUACAAUGCUUUGCAGCAGCACAGGUAUCUUCCUGUCACCUCUGACAAGCUCCUCACUUCGCCCCAUAGCCUAAGGUCAGACUCAGUGGCACAGCUCAUGUGAGCAUGACCUUUGGACACAUACAGAAUUAGGGCUUCCCCCCUCCAUGCUUUAGAUAUACCAACAUUAUUAAAAGUACUUUUUAAAAUGCAUAGCUCAUUUCUAGACUGUUGCUGAUGGCUUUCUGAUUUACAGAUAUUUCCUUUGGAGUGUUUUUCCCUUUAGAAUUACAAAAAAACUAUGAAAAAAUAUAUUGACUGUUUGGGAAAGAUGGGAUUUGAUUUGCCUUUUCCGAAAUGGAGGGGGUAGGGGGCAAAGGGAGACUUGUGUGUGGAGUACCUUGAAUACAGUUCUCCUGUGCGAGGCUUCUGCCUCCCCUGCAUAGGACAGAAUUGCCGUUUAGGUCUAACUUUCCCAUGUUUUGAAGAGUUAUAUGGCCCUUCAGGCAGGACUAUUCUAAAACCUAAAUCUAUGUGGCUGUAUCCCAUUCAUACUUGGCUGAAGUGAAAUGCUACCUCACAUUGAAGGGCAGCAUUCUGUUGUGUUUUUUACAGUAAAGACUGUUUGAAGUAAAGGGCUCCAUGGGAACAAGUUUCUAUUCUUUCAGAUGUCUCUGAAAGUGUAUCUCACUUGCUAUGUAUUUUAUAGCUUAGAAGGGCAGAACAAAAUUUAGUGAACUGCAAAACCCUUGUCUUUUUUAGAAUAAGUGGCUUUUGGGGCUACCAGUCUUGAGAACAAUCUUUGCAAUCCACUAAACAUUUGCUGCUGCUUUGCCUGUACUGGCUUUUCCUUCUCUCUGUCACUGUCCUUCCUUCAUAGAGCUGCUCUGCUGUUCCUGAUAGUCAUGGAAACUUGGGGAGGGAACCAAACCCGUGUGAAAAAUCUUGUCCAGAAGGAAUGUAUUUGUUGCUAAAUUUUCUAGCACUGUUUACAGUUUUCCUCCAUGUUAUUUAUAAAUUUUAUAUUCAGUGAAUGUAUAUUGUCUUUUAAGGUAAUGUUGCAUAAUGUUCACUUUUUAUAGUGUCCUUUUAUUCUAAACAGUAAAGUGGUUUUAUUUCUAUCACAGACA